GUUCAAAACUAGCGCGAUCUCAUUCCUAUGCAGCCCUGUAUUAUAUGUAUUUUUAGCUAUUAUUGUGAAUUAUUUAGAUCGGAAUUAAGGAUGUGGCUGUGACGUAUGGAAGAUAGAGUCUUAGAAGAUAAGUGUGGAUAAUCUAUCAUCUUGAACUGGGCUGGGCAUAAUGAUAUGGCUAUCCAUUGACCAUUCUUAUUGUUUUCCUUUCAGUGCGUGGCGUGCCUUGAUGGGCUCAAUUUUUCGGUUACUUCAACUUUUCAUUUUUUACAUCACACAUAUUUUCACUUCACAGCCUUACAGUGUACUCUCCACUUUCUGAUGAUAUUUAGGAAAAGGGGCGCUUGUUUCGGAUUGUUGCGAUUCUGCCUACUGCUACCACACACUACUUGUUUGAUUUCCGCAGAUCACAGCAACAUGAGAUGAAAAGGUAUGCAGGCAAGAUGAAUGGAACAUAAUGACUUCAUGGACCAGGAAAGCAAAUCCACUGAUGUGCUGUAUGACCAGAAGGAUUUUUCUGAAUGUGAUGACUUGAAUGAAGUUCGCCAGCUGGUGCAGUUCUCCCGAGUGGAGGUGCGCUCAGAACAUGUGUGGCUGGAGCGGCUCUCGCUGCCCUGUGUGCUGGAGACGGCCCUCGAGACGCUGGCCUCGCUGCCCGACAGCCAGCUGCUGGCGGCUGCCGAAGCUGCCCAGCUGCCGGCAGCGCUCGGCUCUCUGCCGGCAGCAGCGCGGGCCGGGCCCCUGCCGGCUCUGCUGCGCCGUCUGUCGGGGGUCGGGUCGGAGCCCGCCCUGCGGCUGGCAGCAGACAUGUUCUGGGACCUCUACACAGCAGAUGUCGCCCCGGUCGUGGAGCGCUGCCGCUGCCUGCUCGCCUCUCCGGCCCUCCUGGAGCGGCUCACCCUCACCGCCAUCGGCCGGCGCGAGCUGACCCCGCUGGCGCGCCUCGCUGCCGCCAGCGAGCCGCUCUCGGCGCGCCUUUUCCGGCUCGUUCGCGCCGUUUUUGAGUCGAGCGGCGGUUGCGGCGCGGCCGCGGCAUUGGCGGCGCAGCUGGCGUCGGACGUACAGCCGCAGCUGCCGCCGGGACUGCUGCAGGCUCCGGCGGCGUCCCUGGUGCUCUGUGACCGCCGCGCGCCUAGCAGGCUAGAGACUCUGACGCGCCGGAGACGAGGCCCGGCGCACGUGCGGUGGUUGGCGGCGCUCUACCCUGACCAGAUGAGGGCUUUGUGCACAGAGAGGACGCUGUACGGGUGCCCGAGACUGAGGAGGCUGCUGGCGGGGGCGCAGGGCCCCGUGUUGUGACCGCGGUGAUCUGACCCCGGAACGUACGAGAGGACGUACUUUUCAGGGCGUUGAUAAUGAGUUUGAUUUGUAUCGGUCGAGGAUAUGCCAGCGACCAGUGAGUUGGGUGUGACCGAAUUUCUGCCGGCUUGUGCCAUGUGAUAAUUGAUGAUCGAUCGUUCAACGUUGUGGGAUUCAGUCUGUGCCAUGGACGUAUCUCCUUGCCUAAUUGCAUGUAUAGUACUCAAGUGGCAUAUCCUCCGGAUGCUGCCGUGCCUAUUUGUAGAGGUAUAUUUGAUACAAGAAGGGUGGGCCGAGAGCGCACAUAAUCCAGGUGCUCUACUGAGACUGCACUUUACCUCAUCGCCAGUGUGGAACUGGACAGGUAUGUUCUUAUGCUUGUCGUUGUACGAUCUUGUUCACUCGCAUGUUGUAUGCAAUUAUCGUCCUGUUUUAGCAUAGCGUCAUCACAGUUCAUACACCAGUCAUCGACGUGCAUUAGCCAAACAUGCAAUGCAAUAAAUAUUGAACGUUCGUAA
Amphibalanus amphitrite is the source of this 1817-nucleotide messenger RNA. RefSeq lists its product as uncharacterized. The coding region runs from base 448 to 1299 and encodes 283 amino acids. NCBI's taxonomy places the organism in Eukaryota, Metazoa, Arthropoda, Thecostraca, Balanomorpha, Balanidae. The record is from RefSeq and is a predicted model, not a curated record. The transcript is spliced from 3 exons.